UUUGAGAAAUACAGCUAUGUUUUUGUUGCUGAUCAGCGCCGUUUUGGGUGGAGUUUACGGGAUCAUGGACCUGAAGGACGCUCAACAGGAUACUUCCUACGACAACAAGUAUCCAUACCCGCGAGAACCACGCAGUGGAACCACGGCUGGAGAUUUCCGAGUGCUGGCCAGACUAGCACUACUGGAGAACAAGAUCGAGGGAGUUGAAGCUGACUACGGAUACGGCAAGAUAUUCGCCAUGCACCUCCAGUCUAACGAGACACCCGUGUGUCCAGUGGGAACCUUCAAGCUCUGGGUCGGAUACUCUCUUGUCAAAGCUUUCGACGGUUCUGGAUACAUAGAUCUGUCAGACCCUGGCUCCUGCAUGAGGAAAUUUGAUCCUGUACCUCACGUCCUGUGUCGUGGAAGAAAGUGUAGACUCAGAGGAAACAACUGGAAAUCAACAUGGCUUUGGAACAGGAACCCCCACAAUCGUAACGGAGAGAUAAUGGCUAGUCGAUGUAGCGUCUGUGAGAGCGCCAAGACUCUUCUCGUCGUCCACUCUCAGAACGAGACUGUGCCAGACUGUCCCAUGGGAUACACCUCUCAACACUUCUGGUCCGGGUUCAGUUUCAUAUCGGCUGGUCAGUCUGGAAAAGUGAGUCUCUCCUCGAUUGGCAGCUGUCUCCCUUACUUCGAGUCCUCUCCCUUCAUUGAAUGCAACGGUCACAACGAGUGCAGGGUGGUUCAAGCAUCCAAUGUGUGGCUGAGAGUGGCACACAAGGAAGGAGGAAAGAACACCCACUCUCGGGAUACAAUCAGUGCCAAGGAAGCGUGGAGGAAGAUCAGCAGAUGUCGGAUCUGUGCUCUGUACACCCCAACCUUGUGGCCGAGGGACAGGCACCCCAUCGGUGAGGAGCAUAACGGCUUCAAAUAGGGCGGACACUUGUAGGACAUUUAGGAACUGAUACUAGGAUUCUCUAGGACUAUAUCUUUUGAUAGGCCUAACUAGAAGUUCGAAAUUUAGGCCAGAUCAUAGACCAGAGGCGCAACACGCCAUGUUGGCAUAACAGUGAUUUUAAAGUUGCUAUAAUGCUCCCUGAAUAGAGGCCAAAGUAUGCUGGUGUAAUGUAUGCUAUGAAAAAAGGUGUUCAGAAUUUUAAGCUUCCCCGAGUAUGACUCGGAGCCACGCACGAUCUUGACUUGUUAUUUAUAUUAGUAACGUUUAGUAAUUUAUAUGUUUUGAAAUCUCAAUAGGUGUAACAUAGUAGUUUAAAAUUAAUUAUACGGUGGAUUUAUUUACGAAUUUCUUCAUGUGUGACUGACGAUCACUGUAAAUUAAACUUGUGAAGGCCUGCUUGAGAAGCAGGUCAAUUUUUAGAGGUCUUUGAAAAUGAGAGCAACGAUUUAAAAUUAUGCAAUUACUAUGAUGUUGCACAUGAAGAAAGUCGAGUCACUCGUAAUAUAAGAGUUUUACGCUGUAAUCGUUCUGGCCUUUAAACGAGUUCAUGGUCAUGAGCGUAUAAAUUUGAACAGUUUUCUAUCAAGUCCGAAGCUAUGAAUGAAAAUGCCUACCGUUAAUGACUAUUUUACGACCUAUUUUCAUGAAAUUCCAUCCCUAGUUUUAAUAGGGCUAUUGAUUUGCUAUGAUAUGCAAUGCUGUUAUUUUUGUAACCUUAUAGGUUCUCGAAAUUUCCCCUUCCCUGUAUAAUAUUUGUCUGGAUGUUUCGUAAGUUUAGUUAGAGUUUUAUUUGCUAUGCAGCCGUAUUCAAAGACUUGAAUUUGAACUGAUAGAAGACUAGAGGGACAAUUCGUACAAUUUUGUUCAGCUCAUUCAAAAUAAUAAUUCCAAAAUUCAAAGCUGAAAUCUUCCCUUCAAUAAUUCUCGACUUCGAUCAAUUCAACUCAAUCUUGCGAUGUAUUUAGCGAUAUUUUAACCUUCCCUACCCCCUUCACCUCCCACAAUUCUAAUAAUUUAGUACAAUUAGUAUUUGUAAACGAUUUUCUUAAAUCACUAACAUCGUGAUAUUAUAUGAUCUAUUCAAAUUGUGUUUUAAACCUAAUAACAAA
Bolinopsis microptera is the source of this 2049-nucleotide messenger RNA. Its product is annotated as collagen alpha-2(IV) chain-like. Bases 17 to 916 code for a protein of 299 amino acids. The transcript is spliced from 7 exons. Gene Ontology annotation, cellular component: collagen trimer. Lineage: Eukaryota; Metazoa; Ctenophora; Tentaculata; Lobata; Bolinopsidae. The record is from RefSeq and is a predicted model, not a curated record. Gene Ontology annotation, molecular function: extracellular matrix structural constituent.